Messenger RNA from Schistosoma intercalatum, 7136 nucleotides. NCBI's taxonomy places the organism in Eukaryota, Metazoa, Platyhelminthes, Trematoda, Strigeidida, Schistosomatidae. The record is from the annotation of a GenBank genome assembly.
AUUAGCAAUAUGUGGGCAAUACGGGUGUAGCGGUUUAAGUAGGACAGUUGUCGGAUGUAUUUAGUGCUUCAAUGUCAAAUAUAUGUCCGCGUUUGAUAGACUAUUUUGUACUGGUUGGUUCGCGAUUACCUGGGAAUGCGUACUCAGUGCAGUCUCCUGAAAUUCUUUGUCGAUUUCCUCCCACAAACCACAAGGAUUUCCCUCUUCCUACAGAUGUGUCUUUCUUUUGUCAGCCAGAAGGAUGUAUUAAUACUUCCAGCAACACAUUCCCUAUAAAAUCUUUGGAUAAUAAUCUUGAUGGGAUAAAGUCAAUGACAUUUUUAUUUUCGCUAACUGAUAAGGAUUCCAGUAAAACACGGUAUGGUAUUUGCACCAACUUCUUCAGACCAGUCAACCUUAGAAGUGUGAGUAAAACUACAUAUCCAAAUGGCAGGGAAGGCACACAUUUUAGCGACGUAUCUGGUAAUGGACCAGUUCCAUGUUCGAAUGAAAGUAUCCCGGAUAAAUCCUUACCAUCUGGAAAACUAAAGAAUACAAAUAAUGUCUAUAGCUUAACGUCAAUCUGUUUAAUCACUCAUUAUCCUUUUGCUACAACGUUUGCACGGCUUGUGCAGUGUGUACAUGUAAUUUUAAAAAAGCUACACAAAUUGUCAAAACCCAGCUGUGUGGAAAGUCCAGAUAUAUGGGAUGUAUUGACAAGUAAUAUUACACUAUCAUGCUCUUAUCCUGUUGUGGAAAGCACACGUCAGUUCCAGUGUUGGAUUCUCCGGCUUCUCAGUGCACCAGCACCAAUUCCUGGCUGUACAUGUGUAUAUCUUUCAGUUCAACCGCAAACCUUAGGUUCACCUUUGUGUUUUGCUCUUCCUGAUCAAUCACGUCUUCCUUUGGUUGAUUUUCCUGUGAAUCUGCCUUUUGAAAUUAUGGGUAUCAGGAAAACUUUUCGUUUAAUUAUGUGUCUUCUAUUGGAACAAAAAGUGGUUUUACAAUCAUCUGAUUAUAAUAAGUUAUCCUUAACAAUUUUAUCAUUGGUUGCAUUACUCUAUCCACUUCAAUAUAUGUUCCCAGUUAUUCCUCUUCUACCUGCAUGUAUGCCUGAUGCAGAACAGCUUUUGUUAGCGCCUACACCCUAUUUAAUUGGUGUUCCGACAGCAUUUUAUACUGCACGGAAAAUUUUUCGUAUGCCUAAAGAUGUUUGGUUAGCUGAUUUGGAUACUCGUGAAUUAUCUUAUCCUAUGGUGGUUGAUGAAAUACCAGAGUUACCUGAAAUAGAAAGUAACAUUCUUAUUAAUCAUUUAAAAAAAUUACUUCACGAAUUUUCAAGUUCACCUCAUAUUGAUUUGGAUUUGGAUGAUUCUUCGAAACAUUGGCCUGUUUCUGUAGUACGUACAACUGCAUUUGAGUUAUCGAAAUUUGAUCCUUUAUUGUAUACACUGACAAAAGAUUCUGUUGAUGUCGGUAUACGUGUAUCUAUGAUUCUCUUCUUCAAUACAAACAACAUUCUAGGUGGAUUUACUAAUCAUAUACGUACUUUACGAUUAUUUCCUCGGCCAGUCGUUGCAUUUCAGUAUGAAAGUUUUAUGAAGUCUCGUCCAAAGCCAUGUUUGUUUACUAGCAUGCUUGCAAAAACUCAGGCUGUUGAAUAUUUUGCUGAAUCUUCAAUUUGUGCAUUGAAUGAAGCCUAUCAACGUAUCUGUUCAGGAGUUUAUUCCACAGAAUUAAUUGGUGAUAAGUUAUACUGGUAUAAAAAUCAGUUAAAACCAGUCUAUUUUGAUUGUUGUGACAAAUUAAUCGAUUAUGCCAAUGUUACAGCUACUAAUACACCCAUAUCAAAUCAAUCAUCUCCCAAGCUCAAACUAUCCUUAUCAAAUUCCAACCAGUUAAUGUUAUUUCAAGCUUUUGAAUUAGCAAAACGUAUCAUAAAUAGACGAUGUUCUGGUGAUAUAAGUACAGAGAUUGAUACAGAUAGCAUAAAUAAUGAUACAAAUAAUUUAUCGAAUGAUGCUCAAACCAAUGAUUUUAUUGGUAUGUUUAAAACCUAUUCCGAUGACUCUGACUCAAAUCAUUCUUAUGAAAACAUUGUGUCAAAUCGUACAAUAUCGAAAGAGAUGGAAGAUUGUAUUUCAGUUCAAGCAAAUAAACCAUUGCCUGAUUGUCUAACUGAAUUUUACACUCCACCAACUGAGUUAGUUUAUAGCAAAGAACCUAGUACUACACAUUGUAGUCUAUCAUUGGAAAAUGCCGAAAGUACAUUGUCGAAUUUCUGGAGUCAAUCUACUCUGAUAACGUCCGAUCCCAGGAAUAUUAACGAACAACUGAUAAAUACGAACACUGGAAUACAGUCUUUUGGAGUUCCUAAUUCAGAAAGUGGUACUCUAACUAGAUCGUCAUCAAUUUCAUCGAGACGUUCGACAAACGAUACUUUACAUCUUGUAUCUCGUUUAUCCUCCUCUAUUUUUGUGGGCAAUGGUAAUGAUUCGAAAAAAAGCUCUACAGUAACAUCAAAUAAUUUUGGUGAUGAUAAUUUGAGUUGGGAUACAUCUGUUACUUUAUUAUUUGGUGAUUUGUUAAAAUCAAACCGUCUUCGAAGUUUAGCAUUCAAAGAUGUUCCUCUUUCUGCUUUACAAAUACAUAAAAAACGAUUGGAGAAUGAACGUGCAAUCAUUGAUUUAUCAAAAUCCAUUAAACAAGGUCGAAUACCAAAUAUAUUUUCACGUAAUCAAAUUAACACAUUAUUACAAGAUGAGAAUUAUCGAAAUCUAUUAAUUGCUCGUAUAAAUGAUAAUCUCUCAAAAGAUGUCCUACCAAAUCAAUUGCAUAUUGAUGAUGUGCCUAUUCAACAGUGGGAUCAAUAUAAAGCAAUUUUAUGGACGCUUAAACAAAUGAUCAAUGGUUUAGAAUAUAGUUUUCGACCGGAUAUUGUAUUCCCAACUACAAAUCAAUAUGAUCGCAUUACUAGAGAUAAAUCACCAUCGUCAAAUAUUCCAAAUCCAUUGAGUAACACUAGUUGGUUAUCCUAUUCUACUGGUAUUUUGAAAAGUGGUGGUUUGGCUUCAGCGUUUAUGCUUAUGGAAGUUGCACAUACACAUUUCUAUCGGUUGCCUAAUCGAACAGGGCACAUAGAUAAUAAUCAUGAUGAAAAAUUCUUUUGGAAUAGCAUGCCAACUACACCCACAACGGAAUUGAGAUCACCUAUACCUGCAAGAAGAUUAGUUGGUAAUGAUAUUUCUUCAGUUCGAUAUCAAAAUAAUCAAUUAGAUUUAUCGGACUGUGAAUCAUACAGUAGAAAAGGUUCAAAACUAGUUUCAAAUUCUAAUUCAAUACCUUCUUAUGGAUAUUCUAUAGAUUCAUCUGUAUCACAGCCAUCAUAUUGCAUAACUUCACCCACAAAACAUCAUCAUCAAAGUUAUCAGAAAAUGUCAUCUUUUAAUCAUUCACAAUCACCGGAUAUCAGUAAUAACACUACCACUACCACUACCGCUACUACUACUACUAAUACUACUGAUUUAACCAAUAGUCAAUUAUCGAAAUCAUUACAUUUAUUAGAAAAUACAUUUGAGCUAACUAAUGUUUCGAAUAAAUUAAUUUUUUUCAAAACAAAACUUGAUUAUUCUAAUCAACAAUUCAAUGAUCUAUAUAAUAGUGUAUCAUCAAAAUUAUUAAAAAAUUUAAAAAAACCACCUUUUCAAAAUGCAACAAAUACAAUGGGAAAUCAUAUCAUCAACGAUCAUCUUGAGGAUAAUGUUGAUCAUAAUUCUAAUGAUCUAUUAUUACAACAUCAAACUGUUGUGGCAGAUUCAUCUUCACCUCAAACUGUGCCUUAUAUUAAUUCACCAUUUACUAUUAGGGGUAUACAUAUAAUGCAUCAUAGUAAUACACUUGAUCAUAAGCUAUUUCGUGGUCAUGGUCGUCAUCAAUUCACCAAUGUUAUUGUUACAAUGAGUGAACCAUCAUCGGAUAGAGAAGAUAAUGAACAAAUUCAAUCAAAACCUAUAUUUAAAUCAGAUAGUACUGAUAUUAUUAAACACAAUAUUCAACCAUUGAAUAAUGCAAACAACACUAUCAAUGUUGGUCAUACUGGAAGUUGCAUUACAGUGAAUCGACAUAAUGAAUGUGAAAAAUUCGAUAAAUUGUUUGCUUCUGAUGCUAAACUACAUGAAUCAAUGAGUAAAUUAAAACCACAUCGUAAUAAUGAGAAUGGCGUCAACGAUGAUGAUAUACCGCCAGAUUAUGUACCGGAAUUGCCUAAUCGUAAAAGUCAACGAAGUUUUGGCUACAGAUAUUACCAAUCACACUUAAUUUUAACGGAUCCAUCAAUCACAUCUAGUUCAUCUGAUGAUACAGACGAUCAGACCACAUGUACAAUAUUUACUUCUUUACCGAAUACAUGCACACCACCAGCAGUUUAUCGUCCUGACUUAAAAUUUCAUUUUAAUGAUACUGAAUCAGAAAAUGAAGAUAUAGAUAAUAAACAUCAACAACAAAUAGAGAUAGAACAACGAAGAAAACAAUCAGAAUGUCAUAUGUGUAAACUAACUUUGCUGAUACCAACUCCACCUCCACCAAAUUCAUCAUCAGUCAUGACAGUAUCUCCAUCUAAGAUGAAGAAAGUACCAUGGACUUACUUAUUUGAAGAUAUUUUCGAUACUGAAUGGCAUAAAAGUAAAAUAUUGGGUAAUCUACAAUUUUGGGAAGAUUCCUUUUUAGAUACAGUUGCACAGGAACGAGAUAUACUUGGUAUGGAUUUUCGACCAAAAGAACUUUUAUUAAAAUAUCAAAAUGCUUCUUUAUUAAAACGUAAACAAAUGGAAUUAGAAGAAGAUUGUUUAUUAGUUAAUAUAAUGCAUAAUAUGAUUGCGUUUAUGCUAAUGGCUAAUGUGGAUCGUAUAUCUAUACGUAAAAAAUUACAACGUCUACUAGCUAAAAGUCAUACAGGUUUACAUUAUUCACGAAAAAUUAAUGAUUUAUUAAAUUCAUUGAAUUAUUUGAAUGGGAAUGAUAUCGAUUUAAAUGUGGCUCAAAGUCGUUUUAUUGUACAACGUUCACAUGAAGCCUACCGUGGUUCAGAUGAGAGCGGUGAACUAAUAUUUCUUGAAGUUUGUUCUGAUUAUCUAUUAAUUCGUAAUUUAUCUGGACGUAUAUUAGAACGCUUAUGGUAUGAUCAAGUGAUCAAUUUAACGUAUAGAUCACAUACACAUAUAUUAUGCAUUACAAGACAAAUAUUAGAUCAUUCACAAAUGGAUUUAUUUUAUACUCGUAAAUCUCGUUUAGUUUAUCAACAGAUCAAAGAAUCAAUGAAAAAUAUAUCUGUAGAAGCUUCACAUGGAAUAUUAAAUGGUGAUUUGAACGGUGAGAUUAAUGCAACUAAUUUGGACAACAAUCAACCUGGUACUAUUAGUAUCUUACCAGAUGGAUUCGUUAUCAAAUUCGGUGAUGAGCAGAAAUUUAUCAAAUUGCAUAAUAUUAAACGUUGUUGUACAAUAAAAUCAGAAAUAUUUACGAUUGAUGUCUACGAUCAAGAGAAGAAAGCAAUGAUCACUUAUCGAUUUCAAACGGAUAUGGCUUUAAUAAUUUUAAGCUUAUGGAAAAGUAUCAUUGAAUCGGCUCUUCGACCUAAAUUGAAGAAUAUGACAAAGUCAUGAUUGAUGAUGAUGAUGAUCAUGAUGAUUGACAACUCAUUUAUUUCAAAAUUUUGUAUCACUUUUCUCAAUGUCAUCAUCAUCAUCAUCCUCAUCAUUUAAGUAAUUCAUUUACUCUGGGAUAAUUCAAAAAAUAAUCAAAUAAAUCAAUGAUGUCAUAGCAACUAAUCAUAAUACAUUGGGAUACAUACAAAGGAAAUAACAUAUAUUUUGUUGUUGUUGCUGCUGCUUGUUAUUGUUCCCAAAUCAAUUCUGUAUGUACAUGUGAUGAAUGUAUUUUAAAUGUUCACCUCCUGUAUUUUAUUCUUGUUCAACAGUGUUAAUUGUCUUCCUUAUAAUAUACACAUUUCAAUAUUCUUUCCUUCCUUGUAGAUGUUGUGAUCAUGAGUAUGUGUGUGUGUGUGUAUUCCUUCUCUACUUGAUACUUACAUAAGUUACUUUUGAUUGAUUGAAGAGAACAAUGUUGUGUACAUUUUGGUUUCUAUUACAUUUUAUUCUAUGUAUCACAAGUGAAAGUGAUCGAAUUUUCUCUAUUGUUUCAGUGCCUGUUGUCGUUAUUCAAUUGUAUUGACAAAUGAUUAUCAUUACUUAAUUACUUACGUAUGCCUGUUACUCCUCGUUGAGGAGCAUAAACCGCCCAUCAGCAUUCUCCAUCCAACCCUGUCCUGAAUAAUUAUUUCCAGUUCUUUCUAAUUGUUAUUCAUCCUUUUCAUAUCUGCUUUGAUUUCUCGACGUAAUGAUCAUUAAUACAAUCAUUAUUAUAGUUCAGGUUAUUUUUAUUCACAAUUAUCUGUAUGAUGUUUCAAAUGUCUUUUUCCUCUUGGCUUCAUUUGCUUUGUAUAAGUCAUUAGUUACCUAUUGGAUUAUCAAUGAUCUUUUGUUACUAUAUUUCUAAUUCAUUAUUACUGUGAUAUUUAUAUCCUCUAUCAGUUAGUCUUUCCCUAAUAUCAUUUUCACUAUUAUAACAAUGAUACAGAUAUUUUUUUUCUUAUUGUUGGUGAUCAAUUUCCUUCGUGUUCCCUCCUCCUUCCUCCCUCCCUCCUCACGACUCAUUAUUAUCUUUAUAACUGAAGAUGAAUUCUUGAUAUAACUUUCUAGAUUGUUGAUUUUAAAUUUCUUUGUGUUCUUGUCUGUUACUUCAUUUACAUUCCAUGAUAAAAUGGGUUAUGGUAAGAUUUGUUUAGUUGUAUUUUGCAAAAUCUACACUCUAUUAUUAUUCAUAUCACUUUGUAUCUGUGUGGUAAUGUUGGUAUAGCAACUUAAACUGAUGUAUUUUGCGUACGUACGUACGAAAUUCUACGUUGUUACUGACUGGCUGACUGACUGACUGAUUAGCAUCAUCUUCACAUACACAUUCCUCGUUGUAUAUGUCAAUUUGUUUGAUAAAUUACUUUUCAUCGGUAUUAUUAUUAUUAUUAUCAGUUGUAAUAUUGUUUAUUUGUUUCAGUUUUCUUAAUGUAAAAAUUUCGAUCAUUUGUUAUAAUACAAUUUGAUUGAACC